GUAUUGAACACUGAACAAAACCACUUCCGGCUGUGACGUCACGAAGAGAAAAAAUCUCUUGGGUGGAUGAUACACAAUUGUUUCAUUGUUUUGGUCACAGUCUCCAAAAAACAUGUCUUCUCUUGAGAUGAAGAUGGAGACAUGUACUUCCUCGGAUGAGAGAGUGGAUCAAAGAAGGGUGGAGACUGCUGCAAUGAUUACAUCAAUUACACCGCGUACACCGGAACCGUCACCUCAGUAUAACCAGGAUCGUGAUAUAUGUAUAAAAUGUUUUGAUGGCUGGACUGAAAACGACCAAGUUGUAUUUGUUGAACAUUUGUUAUCUCGGAUGUGUCAUUAUCAACACGGACAGAUUAAUACAUUUUUAAAACCUAUGUUGCAAAGAGAUUUCAUUUCAGCACUGCCAGCCAAGGGUCUAGAUCAUGUAGCAGAGUCCAUCCUUUCCUUCCUGGAUGCCAAAUCAUUAUGUUCAGCAGAGUUAGUGUGCAAAGAGUGGUACCGUGUGAUCUCGGAAGGAAUGCUAUGGAAGAAAUUGAUAGAAAGAAUGGUGCGCACAGAUCCCUUAUGGCAGGGGCUUGCAGAAAGACGGGGAUGGAUUCACUUCUUGUUCAAACCUAAGCCUGGAGAGUCCCAAAAAGACCACAAAUUCUACAGAAACUUAUACCCAAACAUCAUUCAAGACAUUGACAAAAUUGAGAACAACUGGCGGACAGGCCGACACACCUUACAGAGGAUACACUGUCGUAGUGAGACGAGCAAGGGCGUGUACUGUUUACAGUAUGAUGAGACUCGGAUCAUCAGCGGCCUUAGGGACAACACAAUUAAGAUCUGGAACAGAACAUCACUGGAAUGCAUCCAAGUUUUGACUGGCCACACAGGCUCUGUACUUUGUCUACAGUACGAUGACAACAUCAUAAUCUCGGGGUCCAGUGACUCCACUGUCAGGGUGUGGGAUGUGCGUACAGGGGAAAUGUUGAACACUUUGAUUCACCACUGCGAAGCUGUUCUUCAUCUUCGCUUCUGUGAUGGAAUUAUGGUCACCUGUUCAAAGGAUCGAUCAAUUGCUGUAUGGGACAUGCAGUCACCCACAGAAAUUAACCUGCGAAGGGUUCUGGUCGGCCAUCGUGCUGCUGUAAAUGUUGUUGACUUUGACGAAAAAUACAUUGUAUCUGCUUCUGGAGACCGAACCAUAAAGGUUUGGAGCACACUGUCCUGUGAAUUUGUUCGCACACUCAAUGGUCACAAAAGAGGAAUUGCCUGCCUCCAGUACAGAGACAGACUGGUAGUGAGUGGCAGCUCUGAUAACACCAUCAGACUGUGGGACAUUGAAUGUGGUGCCUGUCUUCGAGUCUUGGAGGGACAUGAGGAGUUGGUGCGAUGUAUUCGCUUCGACAACAAGCACAUUGUCAGCGGUGCCUAUGAUGGAAAAAUCAAAGUGUGGGACCUAGCUGCAGCACUGGACCCUCGGGCUCCUGCAGGAACUCUCUGUCUCCGAACAUUAGUGCAGGAACAUUCUGGUCGCGUAUUCCGUCUACAAUUUGAUGAAUUUCAAAUUGUAAGUAGUUCACAUGACGACACCAUCCUUAUUUGGGACUUCUUAAAUGUGCCCGUGCCAGAAGGAGCAAGCUCAUCCCACUCCCCUGCACGAUCAUACAACUUCAACAAGUGAUUUGAAACCAGCCACGUGAGGAGUUUACAUGCAACUGUGAGCACAUCCUAGAUCUGCUUCGAAAAGAAAAACUAAUUCCACGGGAAUAGAAAUUUUGUCCAAAAUCAUCACCUUUAGUGAUGUGUUUGUGACCCUAAAGUGACCUAGGGUCACAUUUCAGUGCUAUAAUGAUUUUGUUUAGGUACAGUGACCUAAUUCAUUUUCAUUUGAAAUGUAUUCCCAUAAAUAUUGUUUGUUUGCUGGCUAACAUUGCCUUAUUGGAAUGGCUAGGUAAUUUGCAUUGCAGCAUGACUUUAUUUCCCAGCCAAGAUCUCUGUUGAAUGGUGUGAAGUAUGGCUAGGACUACACGGUACCAAGCCAAGUCUAUUGAUAAUUAUAGGACACAGAAUCUGCAGACAACAUAAAGAUUGUCCGAAGGGAAGAGUGCUUAAGUAUCAUUCAAAUCAUACACUGCAGGUCAAAGGGCAAGUCAAUCUAGAAUGGUUGCCCAUGAUUGUCCUAUUCAGCUAUAUAUACACAAAACGAUCAUUUCAGUUGCAUGCAGGUAUUUGUUGAUUUUUUUUAGAGAGAAAGAGUAUAUUUUCAACAUGCAUCAUGUCAGCUAAUCGGCUUGGCUUAUCAAGCUGUUGGUUGAUGCAUGGCAUUUAAGUGGGAAAUAGUAUGCUAAGUCUACUUUGAAUUUAAUAGUGAAGUGACAGAAUGUGUGUGUAUUUGUAGAGAUGUGUCUUGGUGUGCUUGUACAUUGUUUGGUUCUCAUCGACUGUAGUUGUAGUAUUAUGGUGAUUUACAGUUUUCUUGUGUAAUACAUGCUACCAGCCAGAAUAUUGCAAUGCUCAAUUUGAAGAGAUUAUUGUAAAUUGCUUUUGUUAGAGGGACAAAAAAAAAAACAAUCCUAAGCCACCCAAUAAACUUGGUUUUGUGACACAACUGUUCUGAAAAUCUGGAUCCUUAUUUUUGAUCUUUUUUUAUAACAACAAAAAUUUCUCAUCAAAACCAUUGUUCCUGGGAUGUUUCAGAUGAAACGGCUAUAUUCUCUGCUAACUAGUUAUCAGAUGUUACAGUUUUAGUAUACUCCAUUUAUUCAAAAUGAUGUGAUAUUUUUUUCUCUAUUUCUAUUGAAAUUAACUUUAUUCUAAUUUUGAUUAUUGAUUAAUUUGUACAUUUGAAAAAAAUAUCUGUUCUUUUAAUUGUGAAUUUCCAAAAAUAUCCAUGAUAUGUGCAAUGGGGGUAUCAUAUAUUGUUUUUAGAAGAGUAAAAAAUCCAGCAAGUUCGUAUAAUAGUUUUGAUUAUAGAGCAAUUUAUAUUAGUUGAGUGCAAAUUUUAUUUUAUUUCAUUUUUUUUUUUUUGCAAAAUUCCAUAAAAAUCUAUAUUCAUAAAAUGGUGUAACAUAUAUACUAUUUUAAUAAAGCUUCAUGUAGCCAUGACAUCAACGUCUUAUUGAAAAUGCAAACAUUGAAUCUCUUAAAAUGAUGAUGGAUCAUCAAAGAAAGGAGGUUUCUCGUCACAUAGUUCAUAUCCGCACUUUCUCGAACAUGCUCCAUUUUUGUUGUUAAAUAUUAAAAGCCUCAUGCUGGACUUUUGUUAAAUGUAAUCAACUGUUGCUAGAGCGAUUUUUCUUGUGUAUCAUAUGUGGUCGUCUUGGAGCUGUCAGAUUUAAUAUUGUCCUGUGUAGAGAAUAUAGACAUCAGGUAUUAUAACAUGUUCACAUAUGUGUAAGAGAAAAUUUAAGCUGAUCUGGGAAUCUUCAUACUUUUCCAUUUAUAUUCCAUUAUGUGGCUUUCUGUCCGAGUGUUAAGGCAAAUUGAGAGAAAAACGAUUUUUUAACAACAUGGAAAAGAUCGACUAUGCAAAGAUCACCAUAACAACUUGAAAAGUGGACACAACAUGUAUGUUUUUGAGGUUGGAUUUUCAAAUAUUAGAUAUAAUAUGUAUGCUGUUUAAAAUUUUAUUUCAGACUGUUAAUAAGAACAGAAAACAGGGCAUUUUUCAGUUGAGUAAAAUCUGAAUGACUGAUGCCAGUGGCUGUGUUUCCCUUCAAAAUUUAUAUUUAUUCUAAAUUUAAAUUAACAUAAGAUUAUUGCAUAAUUGGACAUAGUUUGUGAUUUGAGAGACUUGAGUGGUGUGAAAGUACUUUGAUUUUGACUAUUUCACUGAGAACCGUUAGGUUUGACCUGUCUGUCAACUUGUUCCCACCUACUCGAACCACCAUUGAACCUGUACUUAUGGGAGUUAUCUUACAAGUGCAGUCGACUUUACACAAACUCUGGAACUGUCGAGCAUGCAUAUAUUGUGUUUUGUAUGCUGCUGUUUCAUAGUCUAUAUUUUAAUGAUUGAACCUGUUCAUCUGUAUUAUUUGAGAUAUAAUAUAGAUAUUGUAGGUGUUUCUUUGCUAUCAAAACUAAUUGUAACAUAAUAUUUUUGAGAUAAUUAACGUAAACAUGCAUCUUUGGUAUAUUUCAAACAUAUGAAUGUGUUGACCAAGAAAGAUUAUUAUAUAAAGAUUAGACGAACAUAAAAAUAUGAUAUACAUGUAAGGUAACUUAUUUAUUGUGCCGAAGUCCAAGGAAAGGUAAUCAAUUAUUACUAACAUCUCCAUCUGGCAGGGAAUAUGUCGUCAGUAUUAAAAUAUGUAUAACCACUACCAAGCAUAACGUGAUAUUUGGAAUUGGACUUAAGGCAGGUUAAGUGUAACAUUUGGAGAGAGUAGAAAUGUGAUUAUUGAAGGUUCCCUGCUGCCCAUUGACCCCUGUAACCUUGGAACAUGUAUAGGUCAAGGUCAUCAGUAGUUUCUGGAGAGGUGUGUUGGGCUGAUAUACUCCCGGUACCAGAGAAUUCAGAUGUGUAGAUGCUAUAUCUAUCCCCUAUUGAACAAGUCUUUUAUCUGCCAGUAAUGUUUCUGUUGAUUCCUACUAAAGCCAUCAGUGGUUCAAACAUCUUGAAUGUAAAGCUGACCUUGUAAUAUCUUCCUAUUUAAAUGAUUAUUUCAUCUUGGUAAGCCUAUAAUUCACUGUCAGAUGAUGUAGAAAGUAACUUUAAAAGUGUCUGUUAAUUAGCUGACCUGCUGGCCUAAUCCCACACAGAUCCAGUCAAAACCCUGAUAACAGUAUGUGUAUAUAUAUAAGACAAUAUUUAGUGCUACCAGUAAUUACAAUAAAGUGCUGAAGCUGAAAAAACCCAAGAACGGCAUUAGUAGUAUCUGCUUCAUUUAAAAUAUAAUCAGUUGUCUGAAAAUCCAGGAACUUUAGUUUCGGUGACAGAAUUUUGAAUAUUCAAUAGCACUGUAUAGCCAUCACCAUGCAGCACUAUAUUGAGUUCACUUUCAAAUUCUAAGUAUUGGAAUGUGUACACCUUAGAACAACAAUGUCAUCAUGUUCCUCAAUUCUCUACUAUCCUCAUCAUAUAAAUCAUAACUUGUUUAUGAUAAACAUUAUAUUGUGAUAAUAAAAUGAUAUAAUUUGUAUAUAGGUUGAGUUUAGAUGUUGUAAGGGAACUCGACUGAGUAAUCACUUUACACCAAGGUAUGGUUGAACUGCUAGUGCGAGGAAUACUUCUGUAUGCUGGUCACCAUGGAGCUCAUUCCUUGUGGUAAUUGCAGUGCAUGCGUGUGAUUUGUCCAGGCUUUUAGUACAGUAGAGCAUACAAUGCUUCUGCUAUGUGUAGAGGGACAGGUUUUGUAGGUUGUAGACGCCACAUAUAAACUAUGUAUCAUUACAGAGUGGAGUACAUAUUGUGUUUUAUUGUACAGAUCAGUCCUGAAAGCUUUAAACAGGAUCACUUGUGUAAUAGGGAAAUGAUGUACAAUUUGUAUGUUUAGUUUUCAUUGGAUUGGAGUGAAUGCAAUUUUUUUUUUCAUCGAUGGGGUAAAAGUGCACAUUGCGUAUUGGAUAUGGAAUGGAAGAAUGAUGGUACUAUUGUAAAUGUGUAAAUUUCUAAUUGUUUUUUUGGGAUCAAUAUUUUCUUUGAUAACUUUCGUCGUUAUAUGAUGUAUUGUGCUGGAUACAAGAAAUUUGAUUUACCACGGAUGAAAUUCGAACCCAGCAAAAAUAUUCAUUGUCAGGAUGUCAUACACAUUGCACAUCAUUUAGGUUUUAUUCACAUAAUUAAAUAACGAAAAACUGAAAUACCCAAAGCAUAUUUUAUUGUUUCUUAACAUUUUUAAAUUGGCUUGAAAUUGUAUUCCAAUUGGAAGGAAGUGUAUGUACAGGAAUGACUCAAGAUUUUGUCAGUCAUCUCAUUAUAAAUGUUAUAGGGGAGACUGAUCAAUAGUGAGAAUUUAAAAUUCUUGAUGUAUACGUGAUGAAUGAAAAGCAUUUGAAACGAAUGUUUUGAUUUCAAUGUUGGCCUAAUCUUUCUCUUGCUAUGUAAGAUUUGUAUUGAUUAGUAUAUAACGUGAUGAUUUGUCGUAAUAUUUCUGUGUUUUUAAGAUUUUUUUUUUUUUUUUUGUACAUUACCCCUCCCUUUCUUUUCUGAAGGGCAUAACAUUGUGUUCAUCAGAACAUGUACAGUUUGUAGUAGUGUGUGAAUGACUGAUUUUGUGAAUAUCUUUGUAAUCACGGCCCAAGUUAGUUAAAUAAACAACAAAUAUCAUUUGAAUUUCACACAAAUUUACACAUAAAAAGUAUGUUAAAGCUCACUUUUGUAGUUAGUAUACCAAGAAAGUUCAAUUUUUAAACUAUGUACUAUACAAAUCUUUUAAGACAUAAAUUUGAUGGAAAUCUUCAAGAGUAAGAUAGCUCUGGAUGGCUUGUAGUUAAAAUUCUGAAAGUCUAAAAGUCUGUUGGAGUUGGAUUUGAAUGAACUGUACCUGUGGAAAUUAAUAAGUAUUUGUCAUAAUCAACACCAAAAUUGAAACCCAAAUAUCAAUCAUAAUAUCUAGUCCUGUAUGUGGCUCAUUUUGUCUCAAGUUCUUCCCUGGAAACUAGUUUUGUGCAUCCUUGAGAAAAUGAAUGGAAAUAAAAUAUUUUGCAUGAACUUAAAAUCAUUAGAUUUACGGUAAAUUGCUGAGGUCAUUAAACAUUUGUGCUUCAAAGGUUAUCGUGUAAAACACAGAGUUAUCUCUCUUGUAUAACAUUAAAAAAGACUAUAAAAAUGAUCAAAAUAGAGGUUUAUGAAUUGUACAUACAAGUGAGUCAGAUGUUUCGUACAGCAAUAUCGGCCCUUUUUUUGUGAGGAGUAAGUGUGUUAUGUCUUGUGUCUGAGUUUGAGUGUUAUUCUGUCAGUUAUUUAUUAUUUAUUUCCAAUUACAGUUUGACAUAACUAUUCAUUAUAAUUGUAUAGUGCUUUUAUUCAAUGUAAAUGUAAUUUACUAUACACAAUUUCCUUCAAGUAUUGGAAACAAUAAAACUACUUGUUACAGUGA
Messenger RNA from Pecten maximus, 7028 nucleotides. Its product is annotated as F-box/WD repeat-containing protein 1A-like. Bases 113 to 1669 code for a protein of 518 amino acids. The record is from RefSeq and is a predicted model, not a curated record. NCBI's taxonomy places the organism in Eukaryota, Metazoa, Mollusca, Bivalvia, Pectinida, Pectinidae. Gene Ontology annotation, molecular function: protein dimerization activity. The transcript has 12 exons.